Messenger RNA from Vespula vulgaris, 5157 nucleotides. RefSeq names its product G-protein coupled receptor Mth2-like. Gene Ontology annotation, molecular function: G protein-coupled receptor activity. The transcript is spliced from 7 exons. Gene Ontology annotation, biological process: G protein-coupled receptor signaling pathway; cell surface receptor signaling pathway. NCBI's taxonomy places the organism in Eukaryota, Metazoa, Arthropoda, Insecta, Hymenoptera, Vespidae. The record is from RefSeq and is a predicted model, not a curated record. Bases 1827 to 3341 code for a protein of 504 amino acids. Gene Ontology annotation, cellular component: membrane.
AACAUUCUAAUAUUAUCAAUAGUUUAGUGAAUAACAUUCCGUUAAAAAAUUAUUUAAUCAUACUGCAUAAAAUUCUUUGAUACAUUUUUACGGUGAUUAAUCUCAAUGAAAUUUUUUAACGCGUUAUAUAUACACCUACAUAUUUUAUAAUACAUCAAUAUAUUGCAAUACACUCGUCUAUAACUUCAAACUAAAACUCUCGAAUCAAUGAUCUUUAUUACAUUCACAUUUCAUGACUGACACUGACUAAUAUCAAAAUGAUUAAAAAGAUGUUAACCAAAAAUUGGUUUUGUUUACUAAUAAUAAAAAAAAGUUAAAUAAACUAAAUUUUGCAAUAAAAGAUAAAUUGUUAGCUCUUGAAUUUUUAUCGAACAUUUGUUUAAUAAAAACUCAAAUACGUUUAAAAAUAGAAUCAUUACUAUGAACUACUUACUUACGUUGUUCGUAGUUCCAGCUCAUUGCUUUAUUAUAGUUAAAGCAUAAUUACUUGCAUAAAUCUUCGAAAUAAAAACAAACGUCGAUACGUGAUCGUAAAGAGAAAGAAUAAUAGAUAAGAUCUGUAAAUUUGAAAUGAAACGACAUUAAACUUUGUAUCAUCUUAGAAAGUCUAUGUAUAGGUAUUUCUCUUUGUAUACGUAGAAACGAUCUUAAGCACCAAACGAUAAAACCUUGAGAGUCUUGAGGAGUCUGGCCAGUGCCUUCCCAGACGUGGAUCCGUAAACUACGUGAAAUCGGUGUCUUUGACGCGUUCUGUGCGUCAUCAGUUAAUUCAAUUUCGAUAGACCGGACGUAUUUCUCAUAAAAUACAUAUUUGAAUAUAACGUGAGAAAUGGUUACGAUUGUGAAAAAAAGUGCGAAUUAUUACACUCACUUCUUAUAUUUCUUUUUUACUAUCGAUCAAAUUUAUCAGAAACAUACCAGAAAAGUCAUUUGAAAACGAAAUUCUUAACCCAACACGUGUGGUGUUACAUUAGAUCUCUGUUUUUUUUUUCUUUUUCGAAAGACGAAUUGAAUCGGUAGAACUGUUCCCUCGAUCCUAUCGAUUGAUCUUCAUGCCGAAUUCUUACUCAUAGUGAAAGCAAACAUUCUGAUAAAAAAAGAAAAGAAAAAAAAAGAAAGAAGAAAAGAGAAAAGAAAAAAAGCACGAAAUCUGAAGGCACGUGAAUAACGUUCUCUGAAUUUGAUGUUCUUAGAAGAUUGCCCACGCCGAAUCUUUCGAGGGAGGAUGAAGUCAUUAAUUUGCACUUUAUAAACGUACUUUCCAACGUCGAACGAGUCAGAUAAUGUCAAGAAUUCGAAUGUAUCCGAUUGGUGAGCUUGUCCGCGUGCAUCGAAACGUUCGAAAAAGUGUGUGUUAAAUUAUUGUCGAAGAAACAGAAAGAUAUACUCGAACGGACAAUUCUAGCUUGUCUAUUGAAGUGCCGUAAUCGUUAUAGUCAAGGAUAAUUCAAUAGAAAAUACGCUUGUCCAUUUGGAAAUCUAGUAUAACUGGUAUAUAUGAUAGUAUUACUGAUAACCAACCGAAGAAAAUAUCAAGGUGAUACGAAAGAUACCCAAGAAUAAAAAAAAGAAUCGACAGAACAAACACAGAAGGUGUGUAACUGUGCACCUUGAUUGUUGAUUGUAAUAAAAAAAAAAAAAAAAACAAAAGGAAAAGAAAAAGAAACCGAUUAAACAAUAUGUCAAUCAUUCAUAAACGACAAAUGGUCUUCGCUUUUCGACGUUGUACGCACGAAACUCAUAAGAUUUCUUAAGACCGAUCGUUCGAAAGGCGAACGAUUUUUUUUUCGGUGUGUUUCUUCAUUAGACAAAGAAAACAAUUCGACAUGCAUCGAGUUAACAUUUUGACAAGAAACUUGUGCAGUAUUAUGCACAACUUAUCAUCUUCGUUGUCAUUCUUCGUUUUAAAUCUCGUUCUAAUAUCGAGACUGAUUACCGUCGACAGUAUAAUGCCUGUCAUUCAUUCUAUACCAUUGCAAAAUGAUACGUUUAUUCCUGGAGAAUAUAAAAAUCUACCAUUGGUAGGAAAAUGUUGUCCGACGGAUCAAACAUUGAUUUUAAAUAAAGAUCAAAGUUCAAAAUGCAUUCCAUCGAAUACAUCGGAAUUAAUAUUCUCACCACCUUUUUGUGAAUAUAACUCGUCUGGUAUUUGGGUAUCAGGUGACGAACGCGAACGUUUCGUUGCAUUCGUUGGCGAUCCUUGUCACUAUAAAAGAUACUUGCUAUUAUCAGAAAACAAGGACGAAAUCGAGCAUUAUCUUUUACUUAACGGUUCAAUUUAUUUACGUGACUCUAUUCCUCGAAUGAUGAUGCCUGGCGUAGAUUAUUGCAUGGAAAUCAUUCCAACGUUAGGUCUGGUAACAGUGGUGUGCUUUUCGAAAGACGAUAAAAUAUUGAUGGCAGAUACUCGGAUAAUAUUUUAUGCCUCUGGACUUUUAAUAUCCGUACCAUUUUUAAUACUCACCAUAAUAGCCUUUUCAAUAACUCCCAGGUUGAGAGACGUAUAUGGAAAAAUACUUUGUCAUUACUGCGGAUGUCUUGCUGUAGCCUUCACUGGUUUAGCCAUUACGCAACUUGGUGGUGUACAUUGGGAAGGUCAUACAUGUAUAUGCAUAGCCUUCGUCAUCCAAUUCUCGUUCAUCGCAUGUUAUUUCUGGUUGAACGCAAUGUGCAUCGAGACAUGGUUAUUGAUACGAAAUCACGUUCAUCAUGGUGCCUACCAAAGAAUAAAACCUAAUGUACUCUUUUUUUAUUACUCGAUAUGGGCUUGGGGAUUUUCAGGUAUUUUUAUUCUUUUAUCUAUAGUAAUGGAUCUCAACCCGACGAUACCAACGAUAUACAUAAAGCCAAACUUCUUUAGCGACAGCGAUAGCUGUUGGUUUAAAUCGGACACCAAGACGAUGCCAUUCUUUUUUAUACCAGUUGGUUUACUCUUACUAGUCAAUUUAAUAUUUUUUAUCUUAACGGGAAUAACUAUAAGACGAUACCAAAAAGAUCUCGCACUUAGACGAUUAGCUAGAAAUCAAGAAUCCGAUCGGCAAGACCAAAGGAUGUUUCGUAGUUUGAAAAGAACAUUUAUAGUCUGCAUAGUAUUAUAUUCAUUGAUGAGUUUAACUUGGACCAUGGAAUUGAUAUCCUGGUGGACCGGUGGUAAUCCUUUCGAUUGGUCAGUCUACGAUCUGGUAAAUGCUUUACAAGGUCUUCUUGUUUUCGGUCUCUUCGUACUUCGUAGACCAGCUAGAGACUUUAUCUGGUGUAGAAUACAAAAGCUUCGUGGUAUCGAUGUCGUUGAACCACAAACUGAUACCGCUGCUUUUAGUCUUCUUACGGUUAUAAAUUAAAAAAAAAAGAAAAAAGAAAAAAGAAAAUUACCAACUCUCAUAAACAAGUGAUAAUAUGAUCUUUGUAAAGACUAUUUGGUAUUAUGUAAUUGACAAUUGUAUUUGUGUCUCGUGCAUCUAAGUUUUAUAUUAAAACGAUUAAAUAUAAUAUAUAUUUAUACGUCAAAUUCAAUUCGACAACGAACUGAUAAAACAAAGAUUAGAAUUAAUAUAAUUAUAUAACGAAUUUAAAUCGAUUAUUAUUAUAUAAAAAGGAAUGUUCUUUUAUGUUAAACUUUAAUACAUACACCUAUUUUCUCGAUCUGUUAGAAAAUUUUACGAUUAUUAAAUUUGUACGUAAUUUUUAAAAAAAAGAUUCAGACAUAGGAGAGUACUUAAAAAAAAUUCUAAAGAAAUUAUGCAACAAUCUAAUAACAACAUGUUUUCUCACCAUGCUCAGUUAUAUUGGUGUAUAACUUAGUGUUAUCUAUAUAUCCGUACAUUUGUUAUCUAACCAUUAGAAGAAGUAUGUCAUUAAUUCUAACAUUUUCAUUAUUAGAUGAUCUCUCUUUUCGUUAUUAAAUGAUCGUUUUAUCGAUUGAAUUGUAAACAGACCUUGGAGAAAUCAUGUAAAUUGCAUCGUCGUAUACUUAUUAUCGUUACUUCAUUACAAUAUAUUAUACACUAUUUUAAUGUUAUUCAAUGUCUGUUUGACAACCAUUAUUAUUUAUUUAUAUCGUGUAAUUGUAUUUAAAUACAACCGAGCGUGUAAAUAUUUUAAUGAUAAUAUUUUUCUUAAUAAAAAUAUUUAUACGAAUUAUAGUAAUAUUUUAUGUCUCCAAUUAAUGAGUAAGGUUUACUCGACAAUGAAAUACACUGAUAAAAAAUAUUGUUACAUUUUAUUUUCAUCGCUAUACAUAUACAUACAUAUAUACAUAUAUAUACAUAUAUGAUAUAUAUAUGUAAUAUAUAACAUAUGUAUGUAUAUCAUUGUAUAUGUUUAUUAUUUUAUAUUCAUACACAUUGCUUCGUAAUCUUGAACUGGUAUAUAGUUUUAAAAUAGUAAGUCAUAACAUUGACUUACAUAUCCAGUCAAUAAGCCUCGUUAUUUAAUAACGAACAAUCUAAAAUUCCUCAAAAGAGUGCACGCAUACAUAUAUGAUUUGAACAAUUGAUUACAUUUAUAAAAUGCGUCAAUCCUCUCUAAUAAGCUCUUCGAGAUAUAAGGUAAUUAAGUGCGAGUGCAUCCGAGCAAUAAACUCAGAAGCAUUAACCAGGUACCAAAAAUAACGUAAAAAUAUUAUAAACAAAAUUGUCUAACAUCUAAUAAUAUAGUAAUUAUAUACUAUAUAAUAUUAUGCUACUUUUUUCCCCAUUAAAUUUCAACACGAAUAUUAUACAUUAUGUUUCUUUGUUCGAUGGAAUUAUCACAAUAGCAGGAAAUAAGUAUUCAAUCAACCUUUUAUGGUCAAGGCAUUUAAAAGCGACAUUUAAACGAUACAAUAUACUAUCCCUAUUUUGCAUAUUAUUUCCUAAUAAAAAAUAAUUGUUCUUGUGAUUAUAUGUCAAAUGAGAUCAGAUCAAUUGUUUCUGCAUUUAAAAACUAUUCAAUCUGUGCUGAAAGUUCCAUUAAAAUAUAUAGUUAAGCGAUUAGCAAAUUUUCAUAUCAUAAAAGAAAGUUUGUUAUACAUUCGUAAUCAUACAAUUUUUAACGUAACUAAUACGUCCAAAAUAAAAAAAUUUUUCAUACUUAUUUUUUUUUUUUUUUUCUUUUCUUUUUACAAUCCUAAUUGUCAUUAUUUUCUUUAUAUCCUUCUAUAUUACUAAAAAAAAAGAA